GAGGGAGGGAGAUUUUUGCACAGCUUGUCCACCUUGUUAUUCCUGUGCCAGCUACAGCAUGCAUGUCUGUCUAUCUGUUGAUUUGUGGCUUCGUGUCUGAAUGCACGUCACACUUUGAACUGCUCCUCGUCUCAUCCAGCACCGAACCGAGAGGACUCAGCAGCCAGCCUUCAUUCUGGAGGGAAAGGCCCCAGUCGAGUCCAGCGGGGGGGAUGGAGGAGGUGGAGGAGGAGGAGGCGGAGGAGGUGGAGGGGAGGCCGGAUCCCUCAGCCCCGGCCCUGCCGCUCUGCCUCUGACCCAGGUAGAGAGCCCGGGGGCCUGGCAGAGCGAGAGCCUGCUGGCGGAGUCCUGGUCCACGAUGGGCGACGUGGACCCCGAGGACACGAAGAGCCUCGACAGCAACGACGGGGCGGUUCUGACCGGAGAGGAGAACCACUCCUCCAACUCCGACAUGGUCCACCUGGAGCGGGAGGAGGCCGAGAUGCUCGAGGAGGCGGAGAAGGCGGCUAAAGAAGAGGAGAGGGUGAGGAAAGCGGAGGAGGAGGACGACGAAGAGGACGAGGAGCUGCAGACGAGCGUGAUGAGCGUGUUGGGCGGGGAGAGGGAGCUGCUGGAGCUCAAGGAGGAGGAGCAGGACCUUCAGGCCCCAGAAACUAAGGAGCUCCUGGUGUCGGCGGAGGAACCUCGCGUGGAGAAGGCGCCCGCAGAGUUCAGGCAGGUUGUCCCCCCGAUGGCCCUGCCUCCUCUCCCUAUCCUCAAGCUCGAGCCCCCUUCUGCUACAACCACCCCCGUCCCUUCAACCACAACCUCUGAAGUAGAGGAGCUUUAUUCCACUCAGGGCCUCCACCCUCCUUCUAUCCUCGCGCCGGUGGUAGCAGAUCCUCUAGCGGCGAGCCUGGAGCAGCUUAAAUUCUCACAGAUUCCCCUGUCGGACGUGGACGAACAUUCAGUUAAAGGGAAGCUGGAGCCACAGCCAGCUGCGCCCAAGACCAAACCUCUGAGCUCCACCGAGCUGCUGUGCGGAGGCGCUGCUUUAGUAGCUGUCGUGGGAGUAGUGGCCUACGGCGCCGUGGUCUACUGCAAAAAGUAGAAAACCUCUCGUUGAAACCCCAGGCAACCUUUCAGCGCAGGUCUUUUCUGUUUCAAGUCCUAUUCCGAAUGAAAUAUUCCAUUUCACUCUCUGAAUUGUGGAUUUUAGUCUCCGACAACUCUCUUUGAAUUGUAAUUAUUAUCAUCACACACAUUAAUUAGAUAUUUGUUCCAAUUUGUUUUUGUGCUACCUCAGCUCACAGCAGAGCUCAUGGCCUUUGUUUUUCUGUUUGAUCCCUGAGGAACCGUAGCCAGUAAAAUGUAAACCUGGAGUGUAAAACUCAAGUCAUGUAUGAUGUUAAAAAAAAAAAAAAAUGUUGAUA
Mugil cephalus (flathead mullet) is the source of this 1412-nucleotide messenger RNA. RefSeq lists its product as uncharacterized. The transcript is spliced from 2 exons. Gene Ontology annotation, biological process: apoptotic process. NCBI's taxonomy places the organism in Eukaryota, Metazoa, Chordata, Actinopteri, Mugiliformes, Mugilidae. Gene Ontology annotation, cellular component: mitochondrion. The record is from RefSeq and is a predicted model, not a curated record. Bases 359 to 1090 code for a protein of 243 amino acids.